AUGCAGCAGCUGGUGUAUGAGAACUACAACAAGUUCAUAGCCGCCACGGGACCGCGGCCAGACACGAUCAAGGUGAUGAAGUCCAAUGUUGACGGCAUGGAGGGGGACAUGGACCAAUUCAAGGGCAUCAUGGAUGACGUGGCGGACAAGAGCGCGUCUGUCAACGCCAAGCUGCAGCGGCGGCGGCAGCACUGCGAGGAGCUGCGGCGCGCCGUGUUUGACCUGCCGCGCCGCAUGGGGGCCGUGCUGGAGGAGGACGCCUUGGACAGCGCCGUCGAGUUUCACGCGGACGCGCAGCCGCUGCUGACAAAGCGGGCCGUGGACGACCACUCAAAGGCAGCAGUGGCGGCCGCCGCGUGCCUGGAGGCGGCGGCAGCGGAGGGCGGGGGGCUCGACCCCAGCGGGGCCGCCCUCCAAUUCUCUGCAGAGUGGGGCGCCGACACCGUGGCAGAGGCCAUGGAGACCGUCACCGCUGACGUCACCCAGCUGGCACAGCAGCUUCCCGAGCUCGGCCUGCGCGACUGGGCGGCCGCGGCGAUGGAGCAGGCGGUGCGCGGCCACGUGACGGCGGCGUUUGGCGCUCUGGACGAGCGCGCGGGGCUGGCGGUGAAGGCGCUGCUGGCGCGCCUGGGGGACGGCCCGGACAAGCCUGGAGCCGAUGCGGCAACUCCCCUGGCGGACGCGUUUGCGUGCACCUCAGAGGCCAUCCAGCGGUGCACCAUGGCCAUGCUGCAGGGCCUGCGCGCGUACCAGCAGCGCCACGCAGCCCUGGUGGGCCCCGUCCUGCCGCAGCUCGGCGACGUAACCGCAGGCCAGAUGCAGGCGCUGCUGACGGGGCUGGUCGGCGGCUUCAUGGCCCUGGGGCGCGUCAAGGAUGACGCGGUGUCUCUGCUGCGAGAGGGCGCGGCGGCCGCGCCCCCCUCAGGCCAUGAGGCCGGCGGCGCCUCUUCGCGCACGCGCGCCUGGAGCGGCGCAGGCGCCGGCAGCGGCGAGCUCAAGACAGGCCCACUGCUGCUAUCAACCAAGCUGUGCCUAUUCAUGGAGUCCGCCACGGUUCCCGCCGUGAUGGAGGAGCUCGCUAUGAACUUCCCGCCCGAGUCCGGGGACCCGGACCAGCCGCCGCCCUUCCUGGCCGGCGAGGUCGCGCGCCGCAUGGGCACCGCUGCGCAGCUGCUGCUGGCGGCGUACGUGGAGGCGCAUGGGCGCGCGCUGGCGCUGGCGGUCGGGCGCAGCAGCGGCGCCACCAACUGGCUGGACGCGUCAGAGCCCAGGUGA
Messenger RNA from Monoraphidium neglectum, 1275 nucleotides. RefSeq lists its product as hypothetical. Gene Ontology annotation, cellular component: membrane; EARP complex; GARP complex. Lineage: Eukaryota; Viridiplantae; Chlorophyta; Chlorophyceae; Sphaeropleales; Selenastraceae. Bases 1 to 1275 code for a protein of 424 amino acids. Gene Ontology annotation, biological process: retrograde transport, endosome to Golgi; endocytic recycling; lysosomal transport. The transcript has 10 exons. The record is from RefSeq and is a predicted model, not a curated record.